Molecule: messenger RNA, 1259 nt
Organism: Aspergillus fijiensis CBS 313.89
Lineage: Eukaryota; Fungi; Ascomycota; Eurotiomycetes; Eurotiales; Aspergillaceae
Product: mitochondrial 37S ribosomal protein bS21m
Exons: 1
Coding region: 128-877 (249 amino acids)
Biological process (GO): mitochondrial translational initiation; translation
Cellular component (GO): ribosome; mitochondrial small ribosomal subunit
Molecular function (GO): structural constituent of ribosome
Source: RefSeq, a predicted model, not a curated record
CUUGCCUCCGAUAACCACUUCCUCUUGUCUCAAUUGGAGCGUGGGUCCUUGCGCUCAACUCAGCGGAAACACCUUCGAUAUCGGUUUCUGUGGUGCCCAUCGCACUACGACCAUCAGAGCUCUAGCCAUGGAGAUGCGUACCCUGUCGCAGUGUCUUCGCUCGGCUGCCCGGCCGACGACGAUACCGACAUCCCUUCUGUACACGAAGCAAUUCGCCAGACAGUCCCUCCCAGCGAUCCGUUACAACUCCUCUUCCUCCUCGUCGUCUUCGUCGUCGUCGUCGUCAUCCUCACCCUCCUCGUCCUCCUCAUCUUCGCCCGCGUCACCCUCCACGCCGUCGACCACAUCCACAUCCGCAUCCGCCUCCACCCCGGCCUCACAAUUCGGCCUCCCCCCGAACCGCAAACCGCACGGAGCCUUCGGCAGCGGCGGCGGCGUCCCUUCAUCGCCCAAGCCCACCGCCUACAACUCCAGCGCCGACAUGGCCUUCGACGAGAUCUUCAGCAAGCUCCGACUGGGCGGCCGCCACGCGCCGUCGAACGAUCCCUCCGCUGCGGGCGCCGGCCCGCUCGCCGGGCUCGCGGCGCAGGAGAACCUGCGCCUGGCUCCGAAGGUCAACCUGAAGCUGGGGCCCGCCCUCGGCCGGGAGAUCUCCAUCGAGCCCGACCGCGGCAACGAUCUGUCGUCCGCGUUGCGGAUGCUGGCCGCCCGCCUGGGCCAAUCCCGGUUGAAGAAAAUGGUCAAGGAUCAGAAGUUCCACGUCCGGAAGGGACAGCUGCGCAAGGAGAAGCGAAGUGCUCGGUGGAGGAAGCUGUUCAAGUUCUCCUUCCAGGACACCCUGCGGCGCGUUGAGAAGAUGAGAGCUCAGGGUUGGUAAGAGAUUCUCUAGAUUCCUCGGUGUUCUGUUCUGCGGGGAUUGGAGAGGCAGAUGGAUGGGGUGGUUUUCUUUUUUACCCCGGGGGUGUAUAUAACGAGAUGCGGGUAUGGUUUUUCCAUCAGGGAGGAAAGAGGAGGUCUUGUUUUUGGGAGAUAGGGAUGUAUUGAAGCAACGAGCACAAUAGAGAUUUGUUGCGGGAGGGGAAAAAGGGUGUUCGCCUUGCUCUGUAUACUAAAUUCGGAGAUUGUUUCAUAUUGCUAUGGUUGUGUUUUUUACUUGCUAUAUCUCAUUUGUUUUCUUGAAUCCAAUUGUGUCCAACAAUAGAGUUAUCACAAAACAUGGUCUAUCUAUCUAUCUAUCCAUCUAGCGGUAUCUGUGGUCU